This is a messenger RNA of Penicillium digitatum Pd1, 1023 nucleotides long. The record is from RefSeq and is a predicted model, not a curated record. NCBI's taxonomy places the organism in Eukaryota, Fungi, Ascomycota, Eurotiomycetes, Eurotiales, Aspergillaceae.
AUGUCACAACCCAAUCUCAAUGAACGCAUUCAAGUUGACACAAGCGAUGACGACUCUCUCUUUGAAAUCCAAACCGUGUCAGGCUCAAACUUUUCCUUUGCCUCAUCCGUCCGCGACUAUUACUACGAAAACGGCCGACGCUACCAUGCCUACCGUCAUGGCCAAUACCCCUUCCCGAACGACCAAGAAGAACAAGACCGCUUAGCACUUACGCACCACCUCUUCAAACUACUCACGGGCGGGGAUCUACACCGCGCACCAAUACGUCACUCCAAUCCGCGGCAUAUUUUAGACAUCGGUACCGGCUCUGGCGAAUGGGCCCUGGAAAUGGCCGAAAACUACCCGCAAGCGGAUAUCAUGGGCACCGAUCUCAGCCCUAUCCAGCCGAACUGGGCACCGCCCAAUUGCCGCUUCUUCAUUGAUGAUGCCGAGAGUGAUUGGACUUUCUCGCCCGGUGAGACAUUCGACUAUAUCCAUGCGAGGACUUUGGCCGGUGGAAUUGGGGAUUGGCCGAGGCUGCUGAAGCAGGCUUAUCAGCAUCUUAAACCGGGUGGCUGGUUUGAAGCGCAGGAGUUUGAGAGCUGUCUGUGCUCUGACGAUGGGACUCACGAACGCGCUACGUCUGUUAAUAACUGGGCGGAAUUGUUGACUCAGUCUAGUAAGAAGUUUGGGAAGCCAAUGGAUGUUGCAGCGAAGAUUGCGCAGUGGAUGGUUGGGCAGGGGUUUGCAAAUGUCACCGAUGAUAGUCCGGUUGGUGGCUGGCCCAAGAACCGCCGCUACAAAGAGAUCGGUCGCAUCGCCAAGGUGUCUACCAUGGAAAUUAUCGAGCCCUACUCGCUGGCUCUCUUCACCCGUGUCCUGGGGCUUUCGUAUCAGGAUGCACAGGAGCACAUGGAGAGGGCGCGGGCGGAGCUGAUGAGCAAUUCGCAUCAUCUCUAUGUGCGUUUUCACUUUGUCUACGGCCAGCGGCCUUUCGACGAUGAUUACACUGGGUCCGAGGCAUCUUCAGACGUGGGACUGUGA